Rangifer tarandus platyrhynchus (Svalbard reindeer) is the source of this 300-nucleotide messenger RNA. The record is from the annotation of a GenBank genome assembly. Lineage: Eukaryota; Metazoa; Chordata; Mammalia; Artiodactyla; Cervidae.
AUGGGCUUCCCUGGUGGAUCAAAUGGUAAAGAGUACGCCUCCAAUGUGGUAGACCUGGGUUCGAUCCCUGGGUUGGGAAGAUCCCCUGGAGGAGGGCAUGGCAACCCACUCCAGUAUUCCUGCCUGGGGAAUCUCCAUGGACAGAAGAGCCUGAUGGGCUAUAGUCCAUGGGGUCACACAGAGUCGGACACGACUGAGCAACUAAACACAGGUUCCUCUGUCCAUGGGAUUCUUCCACUGCACUACACUUACUUUGGAAAAGCUUUAAGACAUUUCAGAUGCAUACAAAGGCAUAAAUAA